CGUUUAAAAAAAAUAUUAAUGGCCGACUAGCUAUCGAAGCGGGUGAUCGACGCGUAUUUCGUAAAAACAAUUUAGCAUUCAGUUUUACUUCGACAAGAUUUAAUUUUGAUAUUUUUAAACAGUUUGUGUUCUUUAUAGUUUGGUGUGGUAUUUUUAUUAGAAACAAUGUUGGGUUCUGGGGAUAGCAGCUACAUCAUAAAGUUGCGCGGCUUGCCUUUCUCCACCACCGUUGAAGAUGUCCUCGAUUUUCUCCGGGGCGUCAACGUGUGUAAUGGUAAAGAAGGCGUGCACUUGACUGAGGUGCGACCGGGUCGUCCUUCUGGAGAAUGUUUCGUGGAAGUAGAGAGCCAGCAAGAUGUAGAAGAAGCUCUCAAGAAGGAUAAAGAUAACAUGGGCAAGAGAUACAUUGAGAUCUUUUCCACUGACCGCCAAGACAUGGAAUGGGCUAUAAAUGCCAUGCGUCAAUCUGAGAAUGGUGGCUUUGAUGGUAUACCCAAUGUAUCUGAUGAUAUGGGUAUUGUUAAGCUGCGAGGCUUGCCUUUUGGCUGCAAUAAAGAAGAAAUAAUCCAGUUCUUUGACGGGCUGACGGUCGCCACGGAUGGGGUCCACUUGCUCUCCGACGUCACGGGGCGGGCCUCGGGAGAGGCGUUCGUACACUUCGUAGACAAGGAGAGCGCACAAGAGGCUCUCAACAGGGACAGGGAGAAAAUAGGACACAGGUACAUAGAAGUAUUCCUGAGUUCCGCAGACGAGGUUCGUGCUUACACUGCUCGUAAUGACAGUGGAUUCCGCUCAUCACGAGGUUACAGACCGACCCCGUACGACAGGAACGACAGAUUUUCUGGAAGAUUCGGCAAUAGGGGGCGAGGUUCAUUUGGUAGGGGCGGUGGUUAUGGCGGCGGCGGCCGCGGUGGAUUCCGUCGUGCUGGCAGUGGGUGUCACUGCGUACACAUGCGCGGCCUGCCAUUCAAGGCUACUCCACAAGAUAUCGCCUAUUUCUUCAAGCCGAUCCGACCCAUGAACAUCAACAUUCUGUAUGACAACAGUGGUCGGCCUUCUGGCGAAGCUGAUGUAGAGUUCGAAUGUCACGAAGAUGCUAUGAGGGCAAUGAGACGUGACAAGAACAAUAUGGAUCACCGUUACGUCGAGUUGUUCUUGAACUCGUCGCCCAGCGGUGGCGGUGGUGGCGGCGGCUUCAAACCCAACAGGAGCUUCAGGAACAACUACUGAACAUACACAGGCGACGGUAAGCGGGUAACUGGGGAAAUGCUGACCUAUACAAACGUUCAUUAGUGGUUCACUAUGCAGUCUUUAUUUACUUCAAUUAGCAAAACACGUAUUUUUGAAAGUCAUGUAAUCAAGUAAAGUUACUUGCUGGUUAUGUACUGGCUUAAACAUAUCAAGUUAAUGUUGUUAAUGUUUUUGAUAGCAUUUUCUUUAUUUUAAUUAUUCAUCAUCUGUUUUAAAUUAUGUGAAACGUGAUGAAGACUCAAUACUAACCUUUAAUCUAGUUUGGAAGCCGGAAGAAAGAAUUAUCUUUAAUUUCUAAACUUCUGAUAACAAACUUUCCAAAAAAAUUGAGAAAACGUAGACACGCACACAUUAUUCGUCUUGGCUAGCACUACCGUGCUCCCAGGUAUUUAUUGAAAUCAUAAGAUUUUUGUCUACUUAUUUUGCUUGUACUUCUGACAGGUUAAGCUGGAACAUACGACACCAAACUUGAAUGAAUAAAGAAUUUUAAUAGCAUGCCUAAAAACAGUGAGUUAUUGUAUAAAAUCAUGUUACCUGUAAACUAAAUAUUAGACAGAUUUCCAACAUCAAUUCAUUCACAUUAAAUUUAUCUUUAUUGUCAUGUGUAGUAGGUAUAAAUUAUCAUGUGCCAAGUUAUUCGUAUUUAUAAAAGUUAUUCUCUCAGUUCAGUGGUGAACCAUUUCAUGUAUGAACCUGUCACAGCUUAUAUUGAAUACUAAUGUUUUUAUAUAUGUUAUAAUAUAUAAUGUUUGUUUAUAUCCUGGUUCAAGUAUAGUCAGCAUUUUGUCAAUUAUUCCUUUACCACCUUGAUUUCGUUGUUCAAUUAAAUGGUCUGUCAUUUCCCAAGUACAUUUUUGUUAGAAUUUUAUUAAUAUUGUAAAUUGUGCAUUUUGGAGCUUAAGUUCUAACUAUAAAGGUUUAAAGUCGCGCCUUUUACGAAAAAGGAUGAAAUAUUUAUUAUAGGUACAUUCAUGUAUUCAAAAAUGCCUUAGUUGUUCAAUAUACUAAAAAUAUUAAUUAUUAACUUUUGUGUUAGAACUUAGCAAAGAGUUUGCGAUUUAAAUCUACUGAUAUCACUCAAUGAUUUGAAAUUAAUAUUAUUUACUUUUUAACGAUUUUGACGUGUAGCUUAUAAGGUUAGUAACUUUCGUUGUUAACCAAUUUUCAGUCCAAAAAUAAGCGAAUAAGAUUGGAAAUGGAUUAACCGCGGAAUUUGCUUAGCAAUAAAAAUGUAAAGGUUUUUAACACCAUAAUGAUUUUUUCGGGUCCUUUGUCUUAAACAAAUUACCCAUAGUCUUAAAAGUCGAUGUAACACCAAUACCUAAUGUUUCAAUGUUCGUAUAAUUGGUAUAAUUAGAAUAUAUUGAAAUUUUUAAAGAUUUUCUCAGUGCCGUGGAUUCAGUGUGUAUUGCUCGAAUAUUCAACGCUACUCAAUUUUAAGUCGCGCUUGUCCUGUCAGUACAAAUUCUUUGGAAAAUGAUAGAGAUGGUACGCAACUUAAAAUUUAGUCGUUUUUCGGUAUUCUAGCGUGUGUGUCUUAAAUUAAAUUUCCUUUUAAUCGUGUUAUGCAAAGAUAGCAAUAUUUUUUUAAUAUGUGGUACUGUUUCCAUGGUAUAAAGCAAUAGUUGAUUAUAUAUUAUUCAUAUAUUUACUUGAUUUUUUGAUGGAAAUCUACGCCAUAUUGGUGAAAGACAAUUUGAAUAAAUGUAGUUUUUGUUUCAGAUGGGAUAUUAAUAAUUAAAUUAGAUUUAGAUAUUCGUCUUUUGUGAGAUUUUCCCUACAACUAUAAACGGUCUUCGAAACUUAGACAAAAAUAAAAACUAACGGGAGUUAUCACCAACUUAUCCUAAAUAAGACUUACUUAGCGGGGGGAAACACCGAAACUAAAUCCUUACCUACUUCCACUGUUAGGUGUGUGGUAGGUAUAAGUUGGUAAAAUCCAAAAAGAGGAACUUAGCUUAGGAGUUUCUUAAAAUUAACCGAGACGUUGGUGUAAACGGCGAUAAGUAUAAACAAAAUUGAAAUGCGAGAUAUCCAAGAAAUUUAAGUAUGAAUAUCUAACUUGUGUCCUUAAACAGUAACUCUGAUAAUGUAUUAUGAUGUACUUAAUUAAAUAUAUUUUAAUAAUAAUAGUUAAUAGUAAUAGUCUAGCAUCAACAACGAACAUGGAAAAGCUCACAAGAGAUUCAGUAAAAGGCUGAAAGUGUAUGGACGAUUAGUUGGUUCAAAAAUAAUGAAAAAACUGUCCUGUUUAGCUGCAAUUAGAUACAAUUAAUUUUUAAAGAAAUGAGUUAUUUGCUAAACUUGACAGUUGAUUUAAAUUAGACCGAGUAAUCGUCAAAGCUUGGCUGGGGCUUCGAAUUAUAUAUGGUUGUACAAUCAGGUUCUAUUUAUCUCUGAUGACUUAGAUCCCUUAAUAGUGCAAGCUCAUAUGUAUUCAAGCCGAAUAAAACGUCUAUGUACCAAAUAUUUCAGUAAAUUGAAGGAUUAUUUUUAUUUGCAACAUUUGUAAAGUGUUUUUGAACCUUAUUGCAAGACAAUAUACUUCUAUAUUUCUAAAAAUGUUUUAACAGUAAAACUACUGUUUCGCCAACUAUAUCUAUCGUCCAAUAUAUACUUUUUAUAUACUAAAUAUGGUACAUAGAUGUUUACCCUACACAAUUAAAUUAAUAAAUAGUUAUUAUAGUACCCUUUAAACGUGUUGGAGUGAAUUGGGUCCAAUGUUAUUUUUGUACCAUUACAGGUGAAUGCUACAGAGAAUUAUUUAAAGUUAUACCCGCACAAACAUGCAAGAGAAAAUAGACACUGCGGCUAUAAUGAUAAAGUCUAAAGUACAUAGUGUUUUUGUGGUAAUGGAUUGUACAGUCUACAUUAUUUAUUCUGUUGAUACAGAAAGUAUAAACAUUGUACUUAGCCCUUAUCAGCCCUUUUUCUAAUAAUAAUUAAACAUUAUUACUACCGUUUGAAAUAGACCUGUUAAUAUGAAUUGUGAAAUGGUGGCAUAACUUAAGUUUUUCCCAAUGAGAAUACAUGAGACUUCAUUGGGUGACCUCUGGGUUAAAAGGCCCGUAAUGCAGUUGUAAAUAUUUAUUCUUCUUCUGAUAUUGUAGGUGUCAUCAGUUGAUCCGGCUGCUAGUAUGCCCGGCCUAUCCCAUAAAAAUAAUACAAUAGUAACACAGUCCUAUGUUUGUCUGUCCAAUUCGUUACUGCUCAAACAUAAUUCUAUAAAUUGUUACAGAAUAAAAUGGUUGUUAUAGCAUACUAAACAAUACAUAGUUUAUGUCAAUAUUGUAUUUUAUAUUAAGAUCUGAAUAUUCGAUAGGAAUUUUCAAUUGUUUUCGGUAUAUUGUUGUUGUGGGCACUUGCGUCUAAUAUUUAUGAAGUACUAAUCUUUAUAUCUAUUUUCCAAAUGUUUAUUCGUAAGUCGAAGACUUAAAUUGUCCUGGUUUGGCCCUGUAGUCCAUGAGACUUCUAACAUAACUGGCAAAGUGUCGUUCAGAAUAUGAAUUUAUACUGUCAUCAAUAAGAUGUUGCUUUAUGGGUGUCUCAAAUAUCUUCAAUGCAUUUUAAACCUAUUUGUUUCAUCAUUAAGGGUUAAAAUUCUCUUAUUUUUACAUAAGUUUAGUGCUAGCCAUGACUGCCAAAGGACGUAAGUGCUCAUCAAAAUAACCGUCGCAGUGUCAUACAGAUAGCAAUUUUAUUUUUGUGACACAAAAUCUGAAGGAAGAUGUAUUUGUUUUGUGGUAAUACAUACAUACAUAAGUAAUUUUUACUUUAAUAAAUUAAACUGAUGUGAA
Messenger RNA from Spodoptera litura, 5048 nucleotides. Its product is annotated as heterogeneous nuclear ribonucleoprotein H2. The record is from RefSeq and is a predicted model, not a curated record. NCBI's taxonomy places the organism in Eukaryota, Metazoa, Arthropoda, Insecta, Lepidoptera, Noctuidae. Gene Ontology annotation, molecular function: RNA binding.